GGUCAAGGUUGCACUUGCAGGAAUCGCAGUAGGACGCGACUGGAUCUCCGUAUACGCGCAAACAGAGCAGCAGACUAAUCAGCCGAGACUCUGCUGUAACUUCUCCAGUUUGUGUUUGCACUCCGCAGAGGAAUCUCUCACCUCACAGAAGCAGCCAUGGAUGAAAUGGAGGAAGAGUUAAAAUGCCCUGUUUGUGGCUCUUUUUACCGGGAGCCCAUCAUACUGCCGUGCUCCCACAACAUUUGCCUGGCUUGUGCUCGGAAUAUCCUUGUGCAGACCCCCGACGCUGAGUCCCCACAGAGCAGCCGAGCCUCCGGAUCCGGCGUCUCUGACUAUGAUUAUCUGGAUUUGGAUAAAAUGAGUUUAUACAGUGAGGCGGACAGUGGAUACGGUUCCUACGGUGGCUUCAUCAGCGCUCCGACCACCCCUUGCCAAAAAUCACCGAACGGAGUGCGGGUUUUCCCCCCGAGUGUCCCCCAGCCUCCUCCGCAACAGCACCUACUACCGCAGCCCGGCUCUUUACCCCCGAUCCCCCGCAACUCCUGUAUCACUUGCCCGCAGUGUCACCGCAGCCUCAUCCUGGACGACCGGGGGCUCCGCGGAUUCCCCAAGAACCGGGUGCUAGAGGGGGUUGUUGACAGGUAUCAGCAGAGCAAAGCGGCCGCUCUCAAGUGUCAGCUCUGCGAGAAGAGUCCGAAGGAGGCCACCGUGAUGUGCGAACAGUGCGACGUGUUCUACUGCGACCCAUGCCGCCUCCGGUGCCAUCCUCCCCGCGGUCCCCUCGCCAAGCAUCGCCUCGUGCCGCCAGCGCAGGGGCGGAUAAGUCGCCGCGCGAGUCCCCGCAAAAUCUCCACUUGCACCGAGCACGAACUGGAGAAUCUAAGCAUGUACUGUGUACAGUGUAAGAUGCCUGUGUGUUAUCAGUGUUUGGAAGAAGGAAAACACGGCACACAUGAAGUCAAAGCUCUGGGCGCAAUGUGGAAACUGCACAAGGGUCAGCUGUCUCAAGCUCUCAACGGCCUGUCAGACCGAGCCACUGAGGCCAAGGAGUUCCUGGUUCAGCUGAGAAACAUGGUGCAGCACAUCCAGGAGAAUGGAGUGGAGUUUGAGGCCUGUUUGGUGGCGCAGUGCGAUGCCCUCAUUGAUGCCCUGAAUCGACGCAAGGCCCAGCUGCUGUCUCGAGUAAACAAAGAGCAUGAACACAAACUGAAGGUGGUUCGGGAUCAGAUCUCCCACUGUACGGUGAAGCUGCGUCAGACUACAGGGCUGAUGGAGUACUGUCUGGAGGUCAUCAAGGAGAAUGACCCCAGUGGUUUCCUGCAGAUCUCAGAUGCUUUGAUCCGGAGGGUUCACAUGACAGAGGGCCAGUGGGGGAAGGGAACCCUCACCCCCAGAAUGACAAGCGACUUUGACCUCACUCUGGACAGUGGACCCCUCCUGCAGACGAUCCACCAGCUGGACUUUGUCCAAAUGAAAGUCCCAGCUGCUCCCAUGCUCCAGCUGGAGGAAUGCUGCACUCAGAACAACAGUGCCACGUUGUCAUGGAAACAGCCACCGCUCUCCACCAUCGCCGUGGAUGGUUACAUCCUGGAGCUGGACGAUGGAAACGGGGGGCCGUUCAGGGAAGUGUACGUGGGGACAGAGACCAUCUGCACAGUGGACGGGCUCCACUUCAACAGCACAUACAAGUCCAGAGUGAAGGCCUUUAACGCCAGUGGAGUGGGCCAGUACAGCAAGACACUGAUCAUGCAGACCUCUGAGACUGGACUUCCCCCAUGCGAUAUUCAGUCUUUAGGCACAGUUGCUUGGUUCACCUUUGACCCAGCCUCCGCUCACCCGGACAUCAUCCUCUCCAACGACAACCUGACGGUGACGUGCAACAGCUAUGACGACAGGGUGGUCAUGGGUAACUCAGCUUUCUCCCGCGGCGUUCAUUACUGGGAAAUGACCAUUGAUCGCUAUGAUAAUCACCCGGACCCGGCCUUCGGGAUCGCUCGGGGGGACGUCCUGAAGGAUGUGAUGCUGGGGAAGGAUGACAAGGCCUGGGCCAUGUAUGUGGACAACAACCGCUCCUGGUUCAUGCACAACAACUCGCACACCAACAGGACAGACGGUGGCAUCAGUAAAGGAUCUACUAUAGGAGUGCUGCUUGACUUCACACGCAGGAUCCUUAUCUUCCUCAUCAAUGAUGAGCAGCAGGGUCCUGUGGCUUUUGAAGGCUUGGAGGGCGUCUAUUACCCUGCUAUCAGCAUCAACCGAAAUGUCCAGGUUACACUGCACACUGGAUUACCCAUCCCUGAUUUCUACACCCCUGGGGAGGCUGAUCCUAAUGGCUCUGUGUGCUAAAGACUCACCACUACCCACAAUGGUUGGGGGAAAACCUCUCCAGGAUUUCGCAAUGUUCAUCCUGCCAGUAAAUAACUAUGAUCCCAGCCUCACCCUCUCCUACCCAACUCGUCUUGUCCCCCUGCCCCAUGACUCUCUGUUAGAGGCCCCAUCCAGCGCUGAGCCAUGCCUUUAUAAUGCCUAAACCUUGGACACGUGGACCAUCUGCAGCACAGUGUCAAAAUGUACAGUGCAAUCUGUACCUUGUAUUUUGACAAAAUGCAGAUAAUUGAGGAACGUGAAAUCGUGUUGAGAAAUAAUUGUGAUCGCAAGCUGAUGGACGUGGUAUUAUUGGCCGUGAUCAUAAUAUGUACGAAAAGGAAUUGUUUGACAGUUAUCAGUCUAUUAGCUUAGCUUAGCUUAGCAUAAAGCCUGGAAACAUGGGGAAACAUCUACAGCAGCCUAGCUCUGUCCAAAGUUCUACCAACACUCUAAAGCUCACUUAUUAAAUCAUUAUAUCUCAUUUGUUUCAUCUGUACAAAAACAGAAAUGUAAAAACGAUAUGUUCUGGUUUCACAGGCACAAAAAAUAGCAACAGAACUGCUCAUAAAAACACAACAUAACAUGUUAAUACGUGAUAUUUAGAGGUUCUGGUAUGUGGAUUUGUUACUUUUAGACAGAGCCAGACUACCUGUUUACCUUUCUUUCCAGUAAUUUAAGCUAAACAGCUGCUGGCUGUAGUUUCAUAUUUAGCAUAUGGCCAUGAAAGUGGUCUCGGCCCUUUCAUAUAAAUCGUGCCAAGAAAGCAAAUAAGCACAUUUCCUCAAAUAUUGAACUACUCCUUUAUGGUUGUUUUGUAAAUGAGUUGACUUAUUAAAAGUAUCCCCUGUCAUAAGAUCAACUUACAGUUCAGUAUAUUUUAUUCGUAAUUCGGAUCCUUAUUUCCUAAAAAGCAGUUAAUUUCAAUUUUAUUUAUAUAGCACCAAUUCAUAACAGAAGUUUCACUUUUCAUAUAGAGCAGAUCUAGACCGUACUCUUACUUUACAGAGACCCAACAAUUCCCUCCAUGAUCAAAACUCUCUUUUAACAGGUAGAAACCUUGAGCAGGACCAGAAAAGGUUAUAAUAGUAAUAAUGAUAGCAAUAACAAUAAUAGCACUGAUAAUAAUUUGUAGCAGCGGGUGUCGAGCUGGAACAUGGGAGCAGUAGGUGGCUGGCAACCACAGAUCCAGACUCCACAGCUCCGGAGGCAGAAACACCUGUAGAAAGCAACAGAAUGACAGAGAAGAGGGACAAGAAAACACAAAACUACGAGAGAGAGAGAGGAAGUCAAGUUCGUAACAUGCAUUAAUGGGUUAAGCAUACAGAUGGAGCGGGAGAGGAGGAGAGAGGAGCUCAGUGCAUCAUGGGAAGUUUCCUGGCAGUCUAGGCCUAUAGCAGCAUAACUAAGGGAUGGUUCAGGACUCACCUAAGCCAGCCCUAACUAUAAGCUUUAUCAGGGGAAAGUCUUACUCUAAAAUGUGGAGAUGGUGUCUGCCUUCUGCACCCAAACUGAGACCUGAUUCCACAGGUGAGGGGCUUGAUAUCUCAAGGCUCUGGCUCCCAAUCUACUUUUGGAGACUCUAUGAACCACAAGUAACUCUGGGGUUCUGGUGGGGUAAUAAGGAACUAUGAGCUCUUUAUGAUAAGAUGGUGCCUGACCAUUAGGAGCUGUGGAGUUAAAGGACAUAUCCUGAUCAAAGAUACUCCCAGCCAGAUUUCAGUAAGACAAAAUAAAUCAAAAUGAUAAUCUGAUAUUAAAUCAUUUACUAGUACAGCUUUAGAUGAAAGAGAAUUCCACAUUUAAUUCUCCUAUUUUCUUUGGAAAUGUAUUUAUUAUUUAUUUGUUCUGGGUAACUGCUUUAAAAAGGACACAUUAACAAAUCAAAAAUCCUGUGUAUUUCUUUUCCUGCCGUCAGUCAUGAACAUCCUUACACAGUGAAAUCACCAGGGGGAGGAUGAGAGGUGUUCUUUUUGUGUUUGUGUGAAUGUGUGUGAGGGGGGUGGAUGGGUUGAGACUUAUCAGCAGCUGCAACGAUCCCUGGACGAGAGCAAUAGUCUGAUUCUCAGCCGCGUCCCUGUCGUACCCUCAUCCGUGUACAUGAGAUGCUUUUCUUAGUGGCUUAGCUCAUGUGAACCUUCUGUAUCGUCUGUAAAAAACUAUUUCAAAAUACAGCUUCAGCAUAUGAAAUGCUACGGGAAGCAAGGCCUUCAUGCGGCCUCUUCUCUGCGGUGCAGCUCUUAAAACAGGAGGGGCGGAUUUUGGUCUGAUGUAUCAUAAAAGUGGGAUUUUCUGUGCAUUGAUGGAUGUUGAAAAUGGUUUGAAGAUGAUUGUGUUGUUUGAAUAAGGUGCUACAGCAGCUCGCUUCAUUCUGGCUUUUUUUACUCUAGGUGACUGAAUCCUGGUAGUUUUGUAAUAUUGUUUUUGAAAUGAUCUAUAGCAGAAAAGUGUAUAGCUAAAUACUGUAACUUAUUGAUGUUCAGAGUUUUUCAAUGAGAAUUCAUCAUUAUUCCUUUAUUUGAUGUAUACUUAUUACAGAAAGAAAGCAACUGAAUCUUUUUGUCGCUUUAAAAAUGUGGUCUGGAGUUUGUUCUUGAAUUGAAAAAAGGCUUUUCAGUAAUCGUGAGAACCAGUUUAUGUCCUACUAAAGCAACUGGAAAGGUGGUGAUGCACUGGGAUGGACUUGUGGCGUCGCAUUUGGGCAACAGCCUCCUCAACAGGCAACAGUGUCAGACAGAAUUUUUUAAAGACCAAGCCAUGCUAGCUGUUAUGUGAUGUGUACUAAGCUACAUGCUAAUGUUGUGAUGCUAACAUGCAGAUGUUAUAUGCAGGUUUGAUGUUUACCAUGUUCACCAUCAUAGUUUUGCGGAUUAGGUAUUCUAGAUUAGUUUUAGUAUUGCAGGUAAAGUAUUUGACUAAUUUAAAUAUUGACCUGAUGAUGGAGCGAGAGAAAUUCAUUUUUAUUAAAAUUCAUCAUGAUGAGAACAUGAAUGUGUGUACCAAAUUUCAUGGCAAUCAUUCAACAGACAUCUCACUGAAAACCAAAAAUUCGUUCAAACUCAUGGUGGCGAGGAAAAGACAGAUUAUCACCAAAGUAUGUUAUAUUCAUCUUCUGGGGAUCAUGAUUGUCUGCACAAAAUAUCAAAAAGCAAUCCCUCCAACUUUGUUUUGAUAUUUUAGUCCCGAAAAAAGGUGGCUUGCAUGGCUAAAAAAUGUUUACUUACUGGCAGCAGCAACUGAAGUCAAAAUGUGGAGAGCUCAGUUUGAGGGAACUGUUGCCCUUCAUGUUCCCUGUGCAUCGUCACCCUGAUACAUACAGUACAUGUCUAGCAUUCACAUAAGGUGCUGUCCUGUGUUUGAGCUUCAUGGGUGUGCCUUUUCCCCUCUUCAAUACCCAAACAAUUUAUGAAACUUUGCUACAAACCAGAUUCAUUGCUUCAGCAGAGUCAACUGUAACAUCUGUGAUGCCUGACUUCGUCUGCUGCUACUUAUUUUUUCUAUCGGUAAAAGGGCAAACUCAACAAUAAUCAUGUUUGUUAUGGAUAUAAUAACCACAGUAAUGAAGGGAAUAUUACAGUAAGGUAUGGCAAGGUGUCUUUCAUAACCUCUAAAUACUCUGUGAUUUUAUUUCUUUUCUCUUCCCCCAGGGUAAAACUGAUUGUAAAUGACUGCACACAGUAAACUAUAUGAUUUUUAUUAUGUGCAUGUGUGCUGACAAUGAUAAACUAAACCAAGUUGCACGGCCUUUGCUGCAAAGCUGCAUUCAAGCUUUGAUUAAUGCAACAUUUAAUUGCUGUAUUUUAGGGUAAGCCUUUUGUCCAGCCGUAAUUAUAAUACCACAGUACAAAAGCAGCCCGUUCAGCAGUGGGUCACUGAGCAGUGAGAGCUUCCUUUGACUCAUACAGAGACAAGUGCAGCCAUUAUCACAGCAUUACACAACCUCAGAUUCCAGGACGAAUAAACAAAAUGGCUUUAAUUCAGCAAAACAGAGACAGAGAACACGUUAAAGGGAUUUUCUGUUUAUCCAGUUGGAUGUGACACACGUUACUUUUCAACACAAAUUAUCUUCUCAUGGAACAUUUUCUGUGUGAAUAUGGGAAGCCAUAUCAACAUCUGUACUACAUACACGAGAGUGCUGACAUUAACAAGUGUGUGAUUGUAACAUUUAUUAUUUCUAAACCAGUUAAAUACACUUUGAUGAUAUUAAACUAUAGACCCCGGGAUGAUUUAAAGUCUAUCAUACAGCCUCGUCAAAACUUUAUGAAUUAUUAAAAGCUUACACAGUCGCUGGGCGACACUGGGUGUUAUAUCUCCAAAUGUACAGACAUAUAUGUGUGUGGGACUGAGUGUGUGUGAGUAUGUGUUAGCUGCAUUAUAACUUUAUUUUACUUUUAAAAGUGAUUAUUUCUGCCCUGUUUGAGCCGAGGUGGAAUGUCAUCACUCGAUAUUAUUAUUUACAGUGAUACUGAAAUACGUCUAUGGAAAAUUUUAUGAACAUAAAGUGAACAUCGUUUUUACUAUGAUUUAAUGAUUUAAUGAUUAUUAUGAUUGUUAUGAUUCUAUGUCUAUCAUUACCACGUUACUGCUAUUAUUAUGAUGAUCUGAAGUGUAAAAUGGGCCUCUGUGUUUUUUUGUAUGUGUGAAUAUUCAAUAAAUAGGUGUCAACAAGG
Micropterus salmoides (largemouth bass) is the source of this 7034-nucleotide messenger RNA. It is a transcript of the gene trim9, whose product is annotated as tripartite motif containing 9. Gene Ontology annotation, molecular function: protein binding; zinc ion binding. The transcript has 11 exons. The coding region runs from base 157 to 2346 and encodes 729 amino acids. The record is from RefSeq and is a predicted model, not a curated record. NCBI's taxonomy places the organism in Eukaryota, Metazoa, Chordata, Actinopteri, Centrarchiformes, Centrarchidae.